AAAUAUCAGAUAUUUUUGUUUUCGUUCUCUUGAAGCAAGGCGCUUUUUUAUCUCUCCCUCUUUUCUGCUACACGAAAAUUAGGGUUCCUGGAUCUUCCACUAUUUUUGCGUCAUUUCAGAAUUUGUUGUCAUUUGGAGUGGAUUGGCGAACUUUUUUCCUGCUGCACUUGUGAAAGGGUCUCCGACUAUGCGAACUUCGUGGGCAGAUUUGGCUGCAAGCUCUGCUGCUGAUAAUGUAGCUGCUGGUUCUUCUGCUAACAACUGUAGUGCUGGAACUACAACAGCGCCUGGCCGAUCAACCUAUGUUCCACCACAUCUUCGGAAUCGCCCAGCCUCUUCUGAUCCACCUGCUGCAGCGAACAGUGGGCCUGCUGUGGGAAACGAUCGUUCUGGAAAUGUAGGGCCCCGCUGGGGUGGUCCCAGGAAUGAUUAUAAUCGCUCUGGGUAUGGUGGUGGCAGCCGUGGAGGUGGAUGGGGAAAUAGAGGAGGUGGAUGGGAUCGCGGGAGGGGGGAUCGUGAAGUGAACCCAUUUGGAGACGAUGAUGAUACAGAGCAAGAAUUUGGAGAGCUAGAAAAUACUGGUAUAAAUUUUGAUGCAUAUGAAGAUAUUCCUGUGGAAACUAGUGGUGAAAAUGUACCUCCUCCGGUGAAUACAUUUGCUGAAAUUGAUUUGGGUGAAGCGCUUAAUCAAAACAUUCGGCGAUGCAAGUAUGUAAAACCAACUCCCGUUCAGCGGCAUGCUAUUCCCAUCUCCCUAGGAGGGAGAGACUUGAUGGCUUGUGCUCAGACUGGAUCUGGAAAGACUGCUGCUUUUUGUUUCCCCAUUAUCAGCGGCAUAAUGAAGGGCCAGAAUAUGCAGAGACCAGCUCGAGGUGCACGUACAGCGUACCCACUUGCCCUUAUUCUCUCCCCGACUAGGGAGCUUUCAAUGCAAAUACAUGAAGAAGCAAGGAAAUUCUCUUAUCAAACAGGUGUCAGAGUGGUGGUUGCUUAUGGGGGGUCACCAAUCAACCUACAGCUACGUGAUCUAGAAAGAGGUGCUGAUAUUCUUGUUGCAACUCCGGGAAGGUUGGUAGAUUUGCUUGAAAGGGCUAAAGUUUCACUGCAAAUGAUAAGAUACUUGGCCCUUGACGAAGCAGAUCGCAUGUUAGAUAUGGGAUUUGAGCCCCAAAUCAGGAAAAUAGUAGAACAAAUGGACAUGCCUCCUCCUGGUGUAAGGCAGACUAUGCUGUUUAGUGCAACUUUUCCAAGGGAGAUUCAGAGACUGGCCUCUGAUUUUCUUUCAAGCUAUAUAUUUCUGGCUGUUGGAAGAGUGGGUUCAAGUACUGAUCUAAUUGCUCAAAGAGUUGAAUUUGUUCAUGAAUCUGAUAAGAGAAGUCAUUUAUUGGACCUUCUUCAUGCACAGAGGUCAAAUGGUGUGCAGGGCAAGCAAUCUCUUACUUUGGUUUUUGUGGAGACAAAGAAGGGAGCUGAUGCUCUUGAACAUUGGUUAUGCCUUAAUGGUUUUCCUGCCACUACCAUUCACGGUGAUAGAACACAACAGGAAAGAGAACAAGCAUUGAGGUCAUUUAGAAGUGGGAACACGCCAAUUUUGGUGGCAACUGAUGUAGCUGCCCGUGGGCUUGACAUUCCUCAUGUUGCACAUGUGGUGAAUUUCGAUCUCCCUAAUGACAUUGAUGAUUAUGUUCAUAGAAUUGGACGAACAGGGAGAGCUGGGAAGACUGGUUUAGCUACUGCCUUUUUUAAUGAGAACAAUUCGUCCAUAGCAAGGUCCUUGGCUGAUCUGAUGCAAGAAUCUAAUCAAGAAGUUCCUGAUUGGCUAUCACGAUUUGCUGCCAGGUCUUCAUACAGUGGAGGGAGAAAUCGUCGUUCUGGGGGAGGCCGAUUUGGUAGCCGUGACUAUCGAAGGGAUUCCUCUUUCAGCAGAGGUGGUUCUGAUUAUUAUAGUGGAGGCAGCAACAACAAUAGCAACAGUGGGGGUUAUGGUGGUGUUUCCGGUGGAUAUGGAGGGGGAGGGUACGGUGGCUCAGGGGUGACUAGUGCAUGGGACUAACAUGUACGCUUUUAAAUUAUUUACAGUGUUUAGGUGAUGGGUAGAGGAACCCGUUUCUGCCUGAAUAGAGUAUUGUUUUUUUUUUUCUUCGACUAUUGGUGUUAAAAGUGAUUAUAUUGUCAUUAUGGGGGGAAAAGGAGAAACCGUUGUCCAUUUUGGGGCCCAUUAGGAAUGUAGAGUUGUGUGCAGUGUUCGUUAGGUGUUGGUUAAAAUGGUACUAACAAAGUAGGAUUUCUUUUUGCUCGUCUCUUAUCAGUUGGAUAAUAUGGUGGGUGGAGAGAUCUCAGGGCUUUACCGUUCGGCAGCUAUUGCGUUUUCCAUCACUUAUGCCAAAGUUCUUUAAAUCCCAGUUUGCUUGGGUAUUCCUCGAGCUUGUUGGGGGUAUCUUCUUCUUCCCCCCUCUUGAAGAAUUUCAUAGUUUCUGUACUAUUUUGUUGUUGACCCGAAAUAAAUUGAAAACCAUCUGUUAGGGCCUUAUGAUUUCAGAACGUAGGGACCAGGUUUUGCUGGGUUAAAUUUUCUUUCACAUACUUCAAAGAAUGAAACUAUUGUACACAUUUUAGCUUUUAUAUUUCUCCGUGUUGUGAGACGUUAGUUCUAUCCAAUUAAGAGCGAGUAAGUUUCCUCUCU
Cucurbita maxima (winter squash) is the source of this 2683-nucleotide messenger RNA. RefSeq names its product DEAD-box ATP-dependent RNA helicase 37-like. The coding region runs from base 188 to 2053 and encodes 621 amino acids. The record is from RefSeq and is a predicted model, not a curated record. NCBI's taxonomy places the organism in Eukaryota, Viridiplantae, Streptophyta, Magnoliopsida, Cucurbitales, Cucurbitaceae. Gene Ontology annotation, cellular component: nucleus. The transcript is spliced from 7 exons. Gene Ontology annotation, molecular function: ATP binding; RNA helicase activity; RNA binding.